Molecule: messenger RNA, 1381 nt
Organism: Papaver somniferum (opium poppy)
Lineage: Eukaryota; Viridiplantae; Streptophyta; Magnoliopsida; Ranunculales; Papaveraceae
Exons: 12
Coding region: 100-1011 (303 amino acids)
Cellular component (GO): mitochondrion
Source: RefSeq, a predicted model, not a curated record
AAAAAAACCAUUCCUUUCACUUUUCCAUUUGCGCAGUUAUGAGAAAGGAUCUGUACCAAUUUGAUCAUUCAGCAUUAUUCUAAACCCUAAUUUCAUGCGAUGGCUUUAGCAAGAUCAAGAAACAUCAGAUAUCUCUAUCACUCUCUUCAAACUCGUGAAAUUUCAUCUCUGUUUGGAAGCUCAAAAAACUACUACUUUAAUCCUGAUGAGAAAGUUGUAGGGUUUCAGAAUCAGAGAUUCUCCAUUAUCUCAUCAUGCAAGGAUUAUGGGAGUUUUCCUUUGGUGAAAUCAAGUGCAGGGUCACUGAAUUCCACAAUGGCUGCUGAUUAUCUGUCUACACUCAUGAAUGGAAAUAGGCUGAUGAGCACACAAGUGAAAGCACCUCCUCAAGCACGACAAAUGGGGGCUAUGCAAAUAUCCAUGACGAGCCCAGGAUUUGUCUAUGAACCAUAUGAACCUCGUACAAAGAUUCCAUUUUGGCGAAGAUGGUUUACCAGAGAUGGUUGGAGAAGAACAAAAGAUGAUAUCAAAAUUGAGAUGAGGAGUGCUUAUGCAAUUGCCAAGUUGAGGAAAUCUGGAUAUUCUAAGAAGGAAUUCUACCAGGAGGCUGUACAGCUUUACAAGGAGAUAAACACUCUAAUGGCAAAUGGCGAUAAAACACCUUUACGGAAAGCAGUUACAGAGAAGAUGUAUUCUGCCCUGAAGAAUGAGAUCAAGACCAGGCAAUCCAUGUGGAGCAGUGUUUAUUGGGAGCUGGUUGAGCCAGUCGUUAAAAUACGUACCCUGAGAGCUAGACUGAUUGCAAUUGACAGAAAUGAUCUUAACAAAGUGUUCGUACAGCUUACACUCGAAUUCCUUGCUAAGCAUAAGUUUGAGGCAUGUGAUUCAAAAGGUGCAGUUGUUGCUGGUGAUAAAUCGAAAGAGGUACUAGUACGUGAUAUAUGGGUAUUCGAGAAGUCUAUGUUUCAUCAAGGAGCAUAUUGGCGCCUAUGUGGACGGAUCAAACCAUAGCCUCAAUGCUUUCAGUUGUGGCCCAGAUUGGUAUAAAUUUAAGCAGAUCAAUACAACUGGUGCAAGUCUUUGCUUUAUUUUAUUAUCAAUGCUCAAUUCAUUUAGCACUCUGAAUAAUCCAUGUUAGGAACAUUACUUGAGACUGUUUCUAUUUUGAAAGGGUAGCCUAUAUAACAACAUUGCACAUGCGAUUAAGUGUAGCCUACAACAGAAAUUUCUUUUUUUCCCUUUUUCUUUGGGUGUUAGGAACAUUACUCAACACUGUUUCAAUUUUGAAAUAGUAGCCUAUAUAACAACGUUGAACAUGCGAUUAAGUGUAGCAUACAACAGAAAUUUCUUUUUUCCUUUCUUCUUUUGCGGGAUAAUUGUA